Molecule: messenger RNA, 954 nt
Organism: Limanda limanda (common dab)
Lineage: Eukaryota; Metazoa; Chordata; Actinopteri; Pleuronectiformes; Pleuronectidae
Product: zona pellucida sperm-binding protein 3-like
Exons: 9
Coding region: 1-954 (317 amino acids)
Biological process (GO): egg coat formation; binding of sperm to zona pellucida; positive regulation of acrosome reaction
Cellular component (GO): extracellular matrix
Molecular function (GO): acrosin binding
Source: RefSeq, a predicted model, not a curated record
AUGAUGGCUUUGGUUUGGCAAGGGGUGCUGCUCGCCGUCCUGGUAGCUGCCAUGUCAGUUAAUGCAGACAUGCAAGUGGACUGCAGGCCUGAUUAUAUGACGCUGGUGUGGAGAGAGAGCAGAAACCAGGUGGACCCCACGCUCUUUCGUCUCGGUAACUGUAUUCCCACCAGCUUCUCAGGCAGGGAGACGGUUUUCACUGUCGGCUUCAACGACUGUAACUUCAGGAGACUGGUCACUGGGGAUCAGCUAAUAUACAGCAAUGACCUGAUGCAUAUCUCCUCUCCGGACUCCAACGAACUCCCCUUCACUCUACCAGUUGUGUGUUCAUAUCAGAGGCCUAAAGACUGGUACAACCCCACCUAUGUCCCUGAGUUUAAUACAUAUGGUGAAGGAGAGAUGGUUUUUCAUAUUGGACUAAUGAAUGAGGAUUUCUCAGGCCCUGCUGAAUCCACCAGUUUCCCUCUGGGCUCUUUCAUACCCAUCAUGGCGAGUGUGGAGCUCAACUUCCAUCAGCCCUUGCUGCUGCUUCUCGAUGAAUGUGUUGCUGCUGCCACACCAGAGCUGAAUCCUGGAAGUCAUUUAUACCCAAUAAUCACAAAUAAGGGAUGUCUUGUGGACAGCAAGACAUCCGGUUCAAGAUUCGAACCAAGGCAAAAUUCAUCUGAGAUCCACCUGUCCCUUCAAGCCUUUAGGUUUGCCAUGGGAAAAGAGGUGUAUUUGCACUGCGAACUUGUGGCUUGGGAUCCUGUUGGGCUUGACCACACAAAGAAGGCCUGCAACUACGUACAAAAUCACGGCUGGGAGCUUGUGGAUAACCCUGCAUAUAGCAACCUGUGUGACUGCUGUGACUCAACCUGCAAGUCCAGGAGGAUGAGGAGUACAGCCUCGGGGAAGCUUGGGGUGGUGAAGAAAGCCGUCCUCGGGCCGUUCACAAUCACGGAGAACCCCUGA